UCCUCCAUCAGCUGAUGACGGUAUAUAAUGUCAACGCUGAGUUUGGCAGGAAGUGCAUCUUGUGCCUAACACGAGCAUGAGGAGAAGAAGCGGUUUUAUACACAGCUACUGGGACACCAAACUGAGCUUUUGACGAAAACAGCAUUAGGAGAUGGACAGCUACAGAAGAGGACGACCAUGGGGAAAGCUAGUCCGAGUGGACUCCAGUGAGACUGUCCUGCUUUUCAAUAGGGAAUGCACGGUUGGCAGAAAAAAAGGAUGUUAUCUGUCUUUUCCAGCCAACAAACUGGUAUCAGGGGAGCACUGCAAGAUUGUGCAAGAUGAAGGCUCAGGGAGGGUGUGGCUUGAAGACAUGAGCACUAACGGCACGGUGAUCAACAUGUCCAAGCUGGUCAAGAAGCAAACUUACAUGCUGCAGAAUGGCGAUGUCAUCUACUUUGUAUACAGGAAAAGUGAGCCAGAACAAAACAUCGCCUAUGUUUACCACUCAAUUAAAACGGAGCAAGCUGUUUCACAACAUAGUUAUGACAUGGAGAGGUCGGCCCACAGUCCUGCUCCUGUUCCACCCUCAGAGAUGUCCCUCUCUGUGGAGCCUGUAAUGCUCACGAAGGCUCCUCGUGACCCAACUCAGGAGGAACCUCAGCCCUCCACCUCCACCUCUACUUCCCACUUCUGCAUCGCCAGCCCUCUCACUUCUGGUCCCAUGGCAACCACAGCCUGUCCUGCUUCUGAUGAUGCUGCAGCCCAGGUAAAAGACAUGGACAGCAUGGAGCCAGAAAGCAAGAGGAGAAAGACUGAUGAUGAUAAAGAUUAUGAUUUGGGCUUGCCACACACCUCCAGCACAGAAGUGGACAGUUCAACAAAGGGAAGUCUUUUGUCUAAACCACCAGUAGGAGGGACUAAGACAGACAAGAUGGAGGAGAGCCUGACGUGUGUUAUUUGCCAGGACCUGCUGCAUGACUGUGUCAGCUUGCAGCCUUGCAUGCAUGUCUUCUGUGCUGCCUGCUACUCCGGCUGGAUGGAGCGUUCUUCUCUUUGCCCCACCUGCCGCUGCCCUGUGGAGAGGAUUCGUAAGAACCACAUCCUCAACAACCUAGUGGAGGCCUACCUCAUCCAACACCCAGAGAAGUGUCGCAGUGAGGAGGACCUGAAGAGCAUGGACAGCCGAAACAAGAUAACUCAGGACAUGUUGCAGCCAAAGGUUGAGCGCUCAUUCUCCGAUGAGGAGGGCAGUUCAGAUUAUCUCUUUGAGCUCUCAGACAACGACAGUGACUCCUCGGACAUAAGUCAGCCUCUAGUGAUGUGCAGACAAUGUCCUGGCUAUAGGAGGGAGGUCAAUCAGAUGCUGUUUGCUACAGGUUCAACCUACUGGCUCCCUGGUCUACCAGCUCCACCAGCUAUACCUUCUCCACCCAAACCAGCAACUGAGGAGGGAACUCCAAAGCCCACAGGGGAGCAGCCCUCAACGUCCUCUGAUAUCCCCUCAGCUCCUCAGGAGUACCGCUGCCCCCCUCAGGGCUGCCAUCUCAUCUGCACCUGCUGCCUCCAGCCGAUGCCAGACAGACGGGCUGAGCUGAACAGCCAGCAGGUUAUUGCUCAACAAUGUGUGCUGUGCCAGCGACCCUUCUGUCAUAUGUACUGGGGCUGCCAGGGGAUUGGCUGUCAAGGCUGUCUGGCUCGAUUCAGUGAGCUCAAUUUGACAGACAAAUGCCUUGAUGGUGUGUUGAACAACAACAACUAUGAAUCAGAGAUCCUCCAGAACUACCUGUCAUCCAGAGGAAAAUCAUGGAGAGAUCUGCAUCAGGAGUCUUUGCAGAGCUUACAGCAGGGAAACUACUAUCUGACAGAUUGUCGCAUCUCUGCAAAUGCCAUCCUGUGCUUCUGCUGCGGCCUGCGGAGCUUCAAGGAGCUCGCCUACAAGUACAGACAGAACAUCCCGUCAUCUGAACUGCCAGCUGCUGUAACAUCUCGUCCCGACUGUUACUGGGGACGCAACUGUCGCACGCAGGUGAAGGCGCAUCAUGCAGUGAAAUUCAACCACAUAUGUGAGCAGACACGUUUCAAGAGCUGAAUGAGCAGAGUGGUUUGUUUCUUGUGUCACAUCAUGUGUCAAAUGUAGAUAACCGAUCAUCUUGUAGACACAAUCUUGUUAAAUUUUGUGCAUUAUAGCUAACUGCCUUCCAGAUUUUAUACAAUAACCUAAUGCUGAAAUUACAAUCAAAAUCCAGUUACAGUAGUGACCAGUGUCUUACUUGACACAGGGCUGUGUGAAAAUAAUGCUAUGCACAAUAACAUUAAAGUUCAAUGUUUACUAAAGGUUUAAGCUGCUUUUUAGAGUUGAGACCUGUGAGGGCAUUUAACACCAUCCACCAUUUUAAAUUACGUUUUGUCUGUGGCUCAUGCUUUAUUCUAGUCUUCGAGUUAACCAUGCAUCAGCUGUCAGAGUAAUGUAUAUAUUUGCUGUUUGUUAAAAAUGCUUCCUGAUAUGUCCUCCAGUUUAUGUGACCGAAAUGAUAGUUUUCUCAGAUUAAGAGCGAUUGAGGCAAUCUGUAUGGAUUAAGGCCAUUUAUGUAGUCUCAUACAUGUUGGUGAGCAUGUUUCUUAUCAUCCUGUCCUUCUCCAGCCUCAGCAGCUGAGGCUUGAAACAUCUGAUGUAAAUUCACUUUCUUUAAUUGAUGUAUUUUAAUGGUCUUGUGAAUUGCUGAGUUAAGAAUCCAGGGUUUCCAUACAACAAAAUGCAGAUUUAAAAAACAAAACUAAAAAACACUGUUAAUUGAUCCAGUAGAAGAACCACUUGGGGCCAAGACACAAGCAGUUUCCAAGAUCCAACCCUUAAAAUAUAUUGAGUGAAAAUGUCGAACCCCUGAGGGAUUUGUAGUUUUCUGAUGCUGUCAGAGGGCACAGAGGACUAUGUUGUAUGCUUUGCUCUGGAUAAUCAUCUCCAAGGUGAUUAAAGUAGUGUAGCUUUCUCAGAGCCUCAUAGUAAAGGGCUAAGCUGUGAUGAAAUGCACAGUUAGAGAGUUUUCAUGUGCAGAGUUUUGCAGGAUGCACUUUUAAAACAAACAGCUGAGACAAUAGUGCCAAUACAACACAACAUCAUGUUCAGUUUUAGUUGUGUUCCAGUUCUAUAUGUUAUAGGUUCAUUUUUAAUGGAGGUUAUAGUUCAUCAGUGUUGACUUGGUUAAAUUUCCUCUGCUUCCUCAGGUACACAAAACUUCUGUUUUGUUGUUUUAGAUUGAUGUUUGAUGGUUAUGUUGAAUCUGAUGACCUCUUCAUUCAUGACUAUCAUCACCCAAGUGUCAGCAAGUCAUCAAGCAAACAAUGCACAGCUAGUAUUAUUGUCUACUGUAAAAGAAUUAGACAAAUCAAUUUUUUGUUUUUGGACUGUUUAGUCAAAUAUGACCAUCUAGAUGAUAUUUUCAAGAGGCCUUAUAUAUUGGAAUAAGGAUGAAGUAAUAGUCUUUAUGUCCCUUUUUGUUGUAGGAUUACUGUUCUUAUGAUUAUUUUUAGUGUAGAAGAAUAAGGGAGUAGAAAAUGUUAAAAGAUGGCUUUAGCUUGCAUCCAGUACAUUAUAUUUAUGAUUUUUAUACAUAAAUGCUGGUCUUACUUUUCCACUUUUAUUUAGUUUUUCAGUUGAUUGUAGAAGAGUACAUAGGCCUACUAAAGAUUUCUAGAAAUUUUUGCUAGGUGUUUUAUAUUGUACAACUAUAAGAAUAUUUGCACAUAACUUGUCUCACAAAUGGAAAGGUUUCUUGAUAAGGUAUCAACAAGAGCUGCCUUUAUCAGGCAUAUGAGAUGUCAGUACAGUAGCUCAUAACAUCUGGUUUGUGAUCAUAUGAAGAGUUUCAUUCUAGAGUGAGAUAUGCAUCAUCAAGCAAGAGCAUGUAAUGGAAGAAAUUUUGAUUUGUUUGUUUAGAAAAUGAUGUGAAUUUUUGAUAUAUAGUAUCAAUGACAUUAGCAAUAGUGAAUAUGGAUACAUAAUGUGCUGUUUUGGAAUGUAGCUCUUCAUAUUUUUGUUUUAAGAGUUGGUGGAAAAAUGGGAUUGUGAAUGGGCACUUUCCUGGCCUCUGUUGGGGCUCCUGAGUUAAUUUGUACUGUUAGCAAGAUGGUUUAUGUGUAUUUUUCUUUUUUACCCUUUCAAUUAUGGUGGGUCCACACUGGCAUUCCUUAGUGGCUCAGGGCCUCAGCACAAACCCGGUCGAUCCCCCGACAGAGUGGCUGAGUUUUAAUUAUUCCUUACUGGGGAUCUGGGCACCCUAAGCCAACAACAGUCCCAAGCCGCUCCAAUCAGGAAUUGGUAUUAAAGAGGAUUUGAAUGAGUGCUUUGCAUUCUCCCUGGGGUGGGGUAUGUUGUAUACUAAGUCAAAUAUUUACUCACUUUGUGUGAAAAACGUCUGGACCAGGCUGCUCAGCAGUAUGGAAGAGGCAGGUUUCAUUCUACCUCAUUAGAGCUCCCAGGAAUAUGGGAGAGUAAACAGGCAUCAGACUUGCAUUCACAUCUGUUCAAAGAUGGACACACAUCUCUUAAUAUGAGGAAUGGAAGUACCUACUGAUGCCUGUUAACUGUGUAUGCAAUGCACUAUCUGAACAGAUUAGAUUUAUCUAGACUAUAAUCAGCUUCUAAUUAAAUAGCACUAGGCACAUGCAAAAUUUUAUGAGGACUUGAGUUUGAUAUGUUUGAUAAAUGCCUCUUUACCCUGUACGUUGUUAGCAAUGCUAAAAUUGUAUUUGAAAUGCAUAUGGAUCUGAUUUGCCUGUUUAUUCUAAAAAAAAUAAAAGACUGAUUUCACUUGUUUGUAGAAA
Molecule: messenger RNA, 4803 nt
Organism: Larimichthys crocea (large yellow croaker)
Lineage: Eukaryota; Metazoa; Chordata; Actinopteri; Sciaenidae
Gene: chfr
Product: checkpoint with forkhead and ring finger domains, E3 ubiquitin protein ligase
Exons: 18
Coding region: 152-2071 (639 amino acids)
Biological process (GO): ubiquitin-dependent protein catabolic process; protein ubiquitination; mitotic cell cycle checkpoint signaling
Cellular component (GO): nucleus
Molecular function (GO): protein binding; ubiquitin-protein transferase activity
Source: RefSeq, a predicted model, not a curated record